UAGAGCGGAAAGUCUUCUAAAAUGGCGAACCGUACAGUGAAAGAUGCGCAUAGCAUACACGGCACCAACCCUCAAUAUCUGGUGGAGAAGAUCAUUCGGACGCGAAUCUAUGAGUCCAAGUACUGGAAAGAGGAGUGCUUUGGCCUUACGGCUGAACUUGUAGUCGAUAAAGCCAUGGAGUUAAGGUUUGUAGGUGGCGUCUAUGGAGGCAACAUAAAGCCAACUCCCUUUCUGUGUUUGACCUUGAAGAUGCUGCAAAUUCAACCUGAGAAGGAUAUCAUUGUAGAGUUUAUAAAAAAUGAAGAUUUCAAGUAUGUCCGCAUGUUGGGGGCACUUUACAUGAGGCUGACAGGCACUGCAAUUGAUUGCUACAAGUAUUUGGAGCCUCUCUACAAUGACUAUCGGAAAAUCAAGAGCCAGAACCGAAAUGGUGAGUUUGAACUGAUGCAUGUGGAUGAGUUUAUUGAUGAGCUUCUGCACAGUGAGAGAGUCUGUGACAUCAUUCUGCCCCGGCUUCAGAAACGCUAUGUGUUGGAGGAAGCUGAGCAACUGGAGCCUCGGGUGAGUGCCCUAGAAGAGGACAUGGAUGAUGUGGAGUCCAGUGAAGAAGAGGAAGAGGAGGACGAGAAGUUGGAGAGGGUGCCAUCACCUGAUCACCGCCGGAGAAGCUACCGAGACUUGGAUAAGCCCCGUCGUUCUCCCACACUGCGCUACAGGAGGAGCAGAAGCCGGUCUCCCAGGAGGCGGAGUCGAUCUCCCAAAAGGAGGAGCCCUUCCCCUCGCCGAGAAAGGCAUAGGAGCAAGAGUCCAAGACGUCACCGCAGCAGAUCCCGAGAUAGACGGCACAGAUCUCGCUCCAAGUCCCCAGGUCAUCACCGUAGUCACAGACACAGGAGCCACUCAAAGUCCCCUGAAAGGUCUAAGAAGAGCCACAAGAAGAGCCGGAGAGGGAAUGAGUAAUGGACUCAGUUUGGUUUUCGUUGUAAUGGCCUCCUGAAGAUAUGACGGUAUCUGUCUAUGUGGAAGGAUUAAGAUCAGCUCCCUAGGCAGCUAUAAGAAUAUUUGGGUUUUUCCAUUUUUUUUUUUUUUUUUUAAAUGAAAGAGGUGCUGAGUUUUGUGAAGAUAACCCUUUUUGAAUCGUAAUGUACAUGUUUAGGGAAUGAUGCUUCUUAAGGGCUGCUUUUGACCCCUUUUGUACAUAUAACCUGAACUGUACCCAGAUUAAAUUUACAAGGACGGGACGGAUUUAGGUUGGAGGGGGUGUAUGAAUGUCAGAAAGAGGAUGUGGCGAUCUGCCGACCCUUUCCUUUUUUUAACUUGUUAUUAAACGUGACACACCCAUU
Messenger RNA from Choloepus didactylus (southern two-toed sloth), 1343 nucleotides. It is a transcript of the gene PRPF38A, whose product is annotated as pre-mRNA processing factor 38A. Bases 22 to 960 code for a protein of 312 amino acids. The record is from RefSeq and is a predicted model, not a curated record. The transcript is spliced from 10 exons. NCBI's taxonomy places the organism in Eukaryota, Metazoa, Chordata, Mammalia, Pilosa, Megalonychidae. Gene Ontology annotation, cellular component: precatalytic spliceosome.